Messenger RNA from Myotis lucifugus (little brown bat), 1339 nucleotides. It is a transcript of the gene GARIN1B, whose product is annotated as family with sequence similarity 71 member F1. Gene Ontology annotation, cellular component: nucleus. Bases 101 to 1339 code for a protein of 412 amino acids. Lineage: Eukaryota; Metazoa; Chordata; Mammalia; Chiroptera; Vespertilionidae. The transcript is spliced from 6 exons. The record is from RefSeq and is a predicted model, not a curated record.
GCUGAUUGGCGGUCCCAGGCCUUGGCCUGCUGCCCAAGGCCAUAAGGGCAGAGAGAGGUCCCAGGACAAAUGUGCAGCAAGCCCCUGAGCAUGUGCGGAAAUGUUGUCAUCAGCUCCACCUAGAAAGACUUGGUGGAAAUCGAAAGCAGUAAAAGUCACAAGAUCCUAUCCAACUUUCUCUUCCCUGAAUGCCUGGGAAGAAUUCAGGGGCCUCUUGCCUGUGGAUGGAGAACCAACCCCCGGAGUGGGCCUGGGUGUGGAGGAGGGACUGCUCUGCCAGAUGGUUCACUCUCCAGAAUUCAACCUGUUUCCUGACUCCGUGGUGUUUGAAAGCAACUUUGUCCAGGUCAAAAAGGACAGGAACUGGAUCAACAUCUACAAAGCCUCCUACACCAUGGCCCUCGGGGUGACCUCCUCCGUGCCCUGCCUGCCCCUUCCCAACAUCCUCCUCAUGGCCCGCGUCAAAUGGCACCGGGGGCAGAGCCAGACGUGGAACAGACCGUCGCCAGCGCCAAACAUCAUCCUGAAGAGGAUUCUCCCAUUGAAGUUCGUGGAGCUCCAAGUCUGUGACCAGCUCCAACGCAUCCUGCGGUUGAGGACGGUCACAGAGAAGAUCUACUAUCUAAGACUCCACUCUGACCAUCCUGAGACUGUCUUCCACUUCUGGAUCCGACUAGUUCAGAUUCUGCAGAAGGGCCUGUCCAUCACCACCAAAGACCCUAGGAUUCUUAUCACUCACUGCCUGGUGCCCAAGAGCAGCUGCAGCGUCUCAGGAGACUCUAAGUUAGUACAGAAGAAACCUCAAGCCUCCCAGCCCAGCGAGAGCCUCCUGCAGCUGAUGGCCAAGGGGGAGACUGGGCGCGCUGGCGGGGACGUGGCGCUUUCCAGCCAAUCCCGGCUACUCGACUGUGGGGCCAAUGGCGACCCAAGGAAGCUCUGCGUCCGCUGCGCGGUUGUUGCUGAUUGGUCGGGAGGCCGCUGGCGAGGCGGCAGGGGCGGGGCGAGGGGCAGCUUCCGGUUAGGCGGUGCUGGCGCGCGCAAGCGGAGCCGGUGGGUGAGCGGCGGCUGCGGCACCCUGUCCUCCGGUGCUAGCAGGCAAGUUCGGGGAGGUGGGCCUGAGCCGGCUCGGACCCCGUGGUCCUGGGCGCGCAGCCGGGGCAGAGGCCGCCGCUCACCCCCGGCGCGCUCUGGGAAGGGGCUUUGCCGGCGAACCCCGGCUCUCGGCUUCACGUCCUGCGGGGCACUGUUUUGUGCCUGGCUGGCCACGUCCUCGUCCUCUGUCCCUGGGCCCCGCACUCACCGGGCCCUCGGGCUAGAGGGCCACUUGUUGAUCUCCUGA